Molecule: messenger RNA, 6431 nt
Organism: Prorocentrum cordatum
Lineage: Eukaryota; Dinophyceae; Prorocentrales; Prorocentraceae
Source: the annotation of a GenBank genome assembly
GGCCUCUGAUAGCAGAAGGCGGCCCCCGCCCCGCCCCCGGCGCGCGCCCAUGGACGUCACGGUGCUGGGCGCGGACGGCCUGCCGGAGAAGGCGUACAUCUCCAUCCGCGCGGGGGAGGUGCGGAAGCAGGUGCAGUACAAGCCGGGCGUCGUGUUCGAUCUGAAGACGGCCCCGAAGCACUUCGUGCUGGACGUGUUCGAGAAGGUGGGCUCCCGGCAGGUGGACCUGAGCGACCUGCCGGGCCCCGUCGGCGACGCGGACGCCAGGCAGGUUGUCCUGAAGCUCUCCGGCAGGGACGGCUCUCCCAUCAGCUUGGACGUGAGGGUCAAGGUGGGCGACCCCGCCGAGGCCGAGGGCCAGAGGAAGGGCACGCAGAGGGUGUCGAGGCACCAGGCGGCCCUGCAGGCCAGAGGCUACCUGGACAGCUGCGGCGUGCAGAAGGUGCUGCAGAGCAUGGUGCACCAGCUCCUGACCGAGCAGCCCGCCGACGCCCUCGGCUUCAUGACCGCCCACCUGCAGGAGCUCGCCUCGAAGCGCGCCGCCCCCGAGGCCACGGUCGCGCCCCAGGCCUCCGCCCCGGCCGCGGCGCCACCGCCGCCCGCAGGCGGCGGCGCCGGGCCCGUCCUCGACGCCGCCGAGGAGAGCGAGCAGGGCUUCCCGACAGACGGAUCUGCGCCUCUGCCCGACCUGUCGGGCCACCACAGCGUCAUGGCGGGCGUGCUCAAGCUGGACCCCGCAGCCUACUCUCGGCUGCAGGCCCUGCGCUCCGCGGCCGGCGUGACGCUCGCCAGGUGCAUCAAGCCGGGCGUCGACAACAAGGGCCACCCCAUGGUGCGGACAGUGGGCCUCGUGGCCGGGGACCCGUCUUGCUUCGAGGUCUUCAAGGACGUCUUCGACCCGGUCAUCCGCGAGCUGCACCCGGGCUUCUCGCCGGGCUCGCAGCACCCAGCGGAGCUGGAGGCCUCCGGGGUGAGCGACCUGCCCCUGGACGAAUCCGGCUCGCGGGUGGUCUCGGUGCAGGUGGCGGGGAGCCGCAGCCUCUCGGGCGGCCUCCGCAUGCCCACCGCCGCGGCGCGGGAGGAGCUCUGCGAGGCCGAGCGCCUGCUGUCCGGGGCGCUGUGCUCCCUGGGCGGCCGCCUCGAGGGCGUGUACCACCCCUUCGCAGGCAUGCAGGAGGACGAGCACCACGAGCUGCGCAGCGCCGGCCUGCUGUUCGAGGAGCCCGACUCCGCGAUCCUGCACUCCGCGGGCUAUGGGCGCUGCUGGCCGCACGGGCGCGGCGUCUUCGUCGGCAAGGGGAAGGAUUUCUUCGCAUGGGUCAACGAAGCGGACCACCUGAAGAUCUUCUCCCAGCAGCCUAGCGGGGACCUCAAGCAGGCGUUCGAGCGUUUUGUCUGCGUCGAGAGGUCACUCGGCGAGUUGCUGAAGGCCAGCGGUCACGACUACGCCUUCGACGGCCGCCUGGGCUUCCUCAACUCGUGCCCCUCGAACAUCGGGACGGCCCUGCACGUCAGCGCCACGCUCAGGCUCCCGCUGCUCGGCGCCAGAAGCAAGGAGUUCAGGGCACGGUGCAAGGCCCUGAGCCUCCAGGCCCGCUCGCGCGGUGGGCCAGGCGGGCUCCAGGAGCUGUCCAACUACAAGCGCCUCGGUUGCUCGGCUGUCGCUCAGGUGAACUCGCUGAUCGACGGCUGCAGGGAGCUGACGGCCCUGGAGGCGAGGCUGGCAGCCGGGGAGGAGCCCUCCGAGGUGCUGCGCGAGGGCCCGCCGGUGCCGGCGCCGCUCCCCGCCGAGGCCGCGGGGGCGGGCCCCGCCGCCGGCGGGGGCCUCGCGGAGGCGCUGCCGGACCUUGCGGGCAAGCACAGCAUGGCGGCGGACGUGCUGAGGGCCGACCCGGGCAUCUACGAGAGGUUGAAGACGCAGAAGACGGCCAUGGGCGUGUCACUCACGACCUGCAUCAAGUCCUGUCUCGAGAACAGCGGCCACCCCAUGAUCAAGACGAUCGGGGCGGUGGCCGGCGACGACCUCUGCUACAGUACAUUCAAGGACUUCUUCGAUCCGGUCAUCAAGCUCCGGCACCCAGGUUGGGACUCCUGCGCCGCGCAUCCCACGGACCUCGACUGGUCCAAGGUGAGCGGCGAGCCCCUCGAUCCGGACGAGGCCGGCCGCGUGGUCUCCGUGCGCGCGAGGAUCGCCCGCAACCUGCAGGGCAUCCGCAUGCCGCCCGCGUGCUCGCUGGAGGAGCGGCGCGAGGUCGAGAGGGUGGUGGCGCAGUCGCUCCGCACCAUGCCGGGCGAGUACUUCCCCCUGCGGGGUUCGAGCAGCUACCCGCCGAAGCCCGAGGGCAUGAGCGCGGCAGAUGAGGAGCGGCUCGAGGCCGAGCACCUGCUGUUCGACGAGCCCGACUCCCAGGUGCUCCUGUCCUCCGGCUUCGGCCGCGACUGGCCCGACGCCCGCGGUGUGUUCGUGGGCGAGGACCGCCAGUUGCUGGUCUGGGUGAACGAGUCCGACCACCUGCGCAUGCAGGCAAUGCAGGGGGGCUCGGAUCUCAAGGCCGUGUUCGGGCGGCUCUGCGAGCUCCUCGCUGGCACGGAGGUUGCACUGAAGGCGACCGGCCACUCCUUCGCGAAGAGCUCCAACCUGGGCUUUCUCGGCGCAUGCCCUUCUAAUUUGGGCACCUGCCUCGCAGCAAGCGCCAUCAUCCGGAUCCCUCUGCUCAGCGCGGAGCCGCAGUUCCGGGCCAUCUGCCGCCAGCUCCGGCUUCAGGCCCACCUCGGCAUCGGUGGCGGCCUCACGGUGGCGGAGGGGGUCUGGGAGGUGCUCAACAGCGACCGCCUUGGGUGCAGCGAGGUGGAGCAAGUCAACACCGUGAUAUCGGGUUGCCGCGCCCUGCUGUCGGCGGAGUCGAGGCUGGCGCGGGGCGAGGCGCUGGAGCCCCUCCCCGCGCAGCUGGCUGCACCGACCCCCUGCGGCUCCGCACGGAGCCACUCCACGACGGCUGCGCCCCACGACGAGCAGGACGAGGGCUACGACGAGGACCCAGGGCUCGGGGUGCUGGAGUUCCCAGGCUUUCCCGCGGACUCGUGCCCAGAGGAGCUCCCGAUUCUCGACCGCCAUCACAGUCUCAUGGCAAACGUGCUCAAGGGCGACCCGUCCAUCUACUCGCGUCUGCGAGCUCUGCGGACGAGUAUGGACGUCUCCCUGGCAAGGUGCAUCAAGACAGGCAUGGACAACGGGGGGCACCCCAUGAUAUCGACUAUGGGCCUGGUGGCGGGUGACGCAGAGUGCUACGACCUCUUCGCCCCACUCUUCGACCCAGUGAUCCGCGAGCGACACGCGGGCUUCGACCGAGCCCGCGACCAUCAUGUCAGCUGUCUUGACGCAGGCGCAGUUGUGGUCGGUGACUUGGACCCCGUCGGCGACUACGUGACCAAAGUCCAGGUGUGGGUGUGCCGUAACGUCCAGGGCCUGAAGUUCCCUCCCGCGGCGUCUGAGCCGGAGAAAAUCGAGGCGGAGAAAAUGAUCACCACUGCGCUACUCAGUGUGCCUGGACUCGGCGGUCAGUACCACCCCCUGCGCGGCUCCCACAGCUACGCGGCCCUUCCAGGCGAUAUGAGCGAGGAGACGGAGCAGCUGCUCACCCAGAAGGGCCUGAUGAUGAAGGUCCCAGACUCCAACGUCGUCCUCUCCACAGGCGCGGGCAAGCACUGGCCGAAGGCUCGCGGCGUGUUCACGGCCGACGAGUACCAGACCGUGGCCUUCGUGAACCAGGAGAGCCACCUGCGCCUGCGCUGCUCCCGCGACGGCGCGGACCUGCGAGGCACGUUCGCGCGCCUCUGCGAGGUGGAGCGCGGCGUGCGGGAGGCCCUGCGGGCGGACUCCCUGCGCUUCGCCGAGGACGUCCGCCUGGGCCACCUCGUCACGAGCCUGGCCGACCUCGGCACGGCCAUGCGCGCAGAGGUCUUCGUGCGGCUGCGGCUUCUGCCCAAGCGCCCCAGGUUCAAGGAGCUGUGCCAGCGGUGCAACGUCAUCGCAAGGGCCACCGCCGAGGGCGGAGCGGGGCUCGUGUGCGUGUGGAACUCUCAGACCCUGGGGUCCACCGAGGCCGACCAGGUCAACGCCGUCAUCCGGGCCGUGAGUCACUUCGUGUCCCUGGAGGCGCAGCUCCAGCAGGGCAGGGAGGUGGACCUGCAGGCCCCCCUGCCAGAGCCGAGCCUCUCCGGCGACGAGGCCGUCGUCGAGCGCAUGCGGAGCAGGGCAAGAAGCGUGCUGGGGCAUGCGGCCAACGACGGGAGUCUGGAGUCCGCGCUGCAGAUGCUCCUGCCACAGGGCCAGGAGGCCGACAUCGAGGACGUGCGAGGCUGGGCAAGAAGUACGCUACUGCAGGCGGCCAACGAUGGGAGGCUGGAGUCUGUGCUGAAGGAGAUGCUGCCGGAACGCGGGGAGGAGAAGGAUGAAUCAUCCGAGUCACGAGAGAUGGCGAAGAAGCAUCUGCUGGGGGCGCUGGAGGACGGCCGUCUCCAGGCUGCUAUAGAGACCAUCGUUUCAGAGAGUCAGGCGGGGCAGGAGGAUGACAGCAUCGACUCGGUGAAGGAGCGGGCAAGGGUAGCCCUCAGGGACGCUCUGCAGACUGGGGAUCUGGAGGCGAUAUUCCAGCGCAUCCGUGAGCCCGACACUGGGCAGCCAGAAGACGAUAUUCAUUCGAUGAAGGACCGUGCGCGAGUGGCCCUCUCUGACGCUCUGGUGAACGGGAAGCUCGAGGGCAUCUUGCAGGAGGCCGUGUUGCAGGUGGAGGAGUUUUCCGAGGAUGUGCCCGGGCUGGGCUCCGCCGACAUGCCGGGCUUCCCCGCGGACGCGUGCCCAGAGGUAAUGCCAGACCUUGCGAGCCACAACAGCAUCAUGGCAACGACGCUGCGCAGCGAGCCGGCAAUCUAUGAGUCGUUGAAGGGCUUGUCCACGAAGUUCGGAGUGACGCUGGCCAGGUGCAUCAAGCCUGGGAUGGACAACAAGGGGCACCCCAUGGUCAAGACCCUGGGGUUGGUGGCUGGAGACGAAGAGUGCUACGAGCUCUUCGAGAGCCUAUUCAACCCCGUCAUUUCCGCGCGGCACGGUGGCUUCGACCCGUCCACCGGGUCGCGGCACCCUGCCGGUCUGGAGUCGGCGGGCGCCGUGGGAGAGGGUGCGCUCCUCGAUCCGUCCGGCAGGCUCGUCGUCUCGGCCUCGGUGCAAGCGGGGCGAAAUGUCAAGGGCGCCUGCUUCCUCCCCGCGGCGUCGCGGCUGCAGCGCCUAGAGGUUCACGGGCUGUGCGUGGGGGCGCUGAAGUCGCUUGGCGGAGACCUGGCUGGCGAGUACACUCCGCUCGCGGGCAUGGACCAGGCGGCGCGGUCGAGACUCGCGUCGGAGGGGCUGCUGUUCGACAUGCCCGACUCGCCGUACACGCUCGCCUCGGGCUUCGGCAGGCACUGGCCCGAGGCGCGGGGCGUGUUCACGAACGCAGCGCACACGCUGACUGCCUGGGUGAACCAGGAGGACCACCUGCUGAUCUCAGCGUCCGAGCAGGGCGCAGGGAUAUGGGAGGCUUUCGCGCGCUUCGUGCGGGCGGAGGGUGCCAUCCAGGAGUCCUUGCAGAGCCAGGGACGCGGGUACGCGCGCUCGGAGGCUUUGGGGGUGCUCACCGCGGACCCUUCCAAAGCGGGCUCCGGUGGGUUCCAGGCUAGGGUGUCCGCGCGGCUCAACUUGGUGUCGGGCCAGGCGGACUUCAAGGCUGUCUGCAAGGGCCUCAAGGUCGCAGUGAAAGAGUCGGAUGAGCUUGGCGUGUGGAGCAUCUCCAAGACGGGCUUCCUCGGUCAGUCCGAAAUGGAGGUGGUCCUCGCAGUGGCUGGGGCGUGCCAGAAGCUGGUGGAGAUGGAGCUAGCGCUGGAGAGAGGUGAGGGCUCGGCCUAGUGACCAUUACGAUGGUUGGCGCUAUUAGUAGAGCAUGGUGCGGCUGCCAAGGCGUUCUCUGUUUGAGGUGUGUUUGGCACCCCUCGUCGGACCUUUUUGAAACAGAGUUGCGGAACUGUCGAGGCUGUGUAAUUCGCGCAGGCUGCGCCGCACUCCGUUGCCCCGAAGCAGAUCUUGGGCCCUGUAGAUGACUCUGGCCGAAAGAGCACGUGAACAUGUUCCGCCGAGCAGGUUCUGGCGCACCUUGCGAGCGCCCAGCUCGUAGCGAGCGCCCGGCUCGUUGGGCCGCUUUCUGUGUGUAUCAGACCCCAAGCGAUACAUAUGCUGACUUAACACCUCGUGGCAUCUGACAAACACAUUUGGGCGCUGGAAGAUUCGAGAAUCAGAUGCCGCUAGACUUCUGUGUUUCCGUUCUCGCUCUUGCGAACAGCGCCGAUUCGCGCGCAUUUGCUCGUGGUGGGACAGACACGCAAGGGCAGCAGAGACGAGA